Messenger RNA from Dreissena polymorpha, 4143 nucleotides. RefSeq names its product T-cell-specific guanine nucleotide triphosphate-binding protein 2-like. The record is from RefSeq and is a predicted model, not a curated record. The transcript is spliced from 11 exons. The coding region runs from base 670 to 1815 and encodes 381 amino acids. Gene Ontology annotation, molecular function: GTP binding; GTPase activity. Gene Ontology annotation, cellular component: membrane. Lineage: Eukaryota; Metazoa; Mollusca; Bivalvia; Myida; Dreissenidae.
AGCUAUCCCAACAUUGAUGCGUUCGCAGAUUAAUCUCGUCAAAUGAAGAUCGCAUGUCUGAAGUACUUGGAUUCGUUAUCAACCUUACAUGUAAAUUCGUGUGUCCUGUUUAAACAAAACAGUGCAACACUUGGACACGUAUGCAUUAGUCAUACAGGUGGGACAUACCAUUACUUACGUUGUGUACAAACUUGUUUAAGUUUGACUUUUUUUCAUGAGGGAAUAAAGUUAGGUUACCUGAGCUUUUCGAUUUUCCUGUUGCACAGAACGGAACUUACCCAGCGGAAAAGACUAAUAGUACCAGCGUCAUGAGAUUGUUUCUUGGAUAGAUAUUUCUUCUAAUUGCGAGGGCAUAAAUCCAGGAGGGAAAGUGUCCGACAUGUGAAGAAAAAGGGGCUAGAGUGAAGGGGCCCCCGAAACAUAUGCAGCCUUGGGCCACAAAACAGCUUAAUCCGGCCCUGUAGCUAUAUGAACUACUUCCAUGUUCAAGACACUGAAUAUUCCUACACACAACCAAAACGACUUAGCCAGAAAGUGAAUUUCAAUCUCUACAUGGUACAAGGUUCAUGCUCGACGUCCUUCAGCUUUCUAGAUGCCAUAUGGUACAGAACGGUUAAACAUGUAUUGACAUGGUACAAGGUUCAUGUUCGACGUCCUUCAGCUUUCUAGAUGCCAUAUGGACCAAUGGCUUCUAAGUCGGAAACGAUUGAAAUACGAUGCCCAUCUUGUAAAGAAGAAGUAAAGUCCACAUGGAAAUGCUGCCCGCAUUGUGAGACCAGGCUUGAACGUCCAUCAUGCAAGACAUCGACCCCAAGCAACUUAACAAAGCGCCCUCAUUCUCAAACAGGUUUUAUCAAAUUCGAUACUCAACAAGGCGAUAAUAAUGCCGUUGGGUCUGAUUGGGUGAAUACUGCAGAACAGGAUGCUGAUAGUGACAUUUGGUCGGAUUGUGUGGAUGAUCCAAUACAGGAUGCAGAUAAUGCCGUUGGAUCUGAUGUGUUGAAUAACCCAGAACAUGAUGCUGAUAGUGACAUUUGGUCGUAUUGUGUGGAUGAUCCAAUACAGGAUGCAGAUAAUGCCGUUGGAUCUGAUGUGUUGAAUAAUCCAGAAUAUGAUGCUGGUUUUACAGAGUAUUUACUAGUCCUUGAAGAAGCUGUACGGAGAAAAAGAGUGGCUAAUCUAAGCAAUUUUACCACUGAUUUAAAUAAGUGGAGAGAAUGUGAAAUACAUAUAGCAAUUAUAGGGGAAUCUGGUACAGGAAAAUCCAGCUUCAUCAAUGCGAUAAGUGGACUUCAACCAGGCGAUAGAUGUUCUGCAUCAGCUUUAAGCAGCAAAUCAACAAAACUAAGUACGCGGUAUCCUCACCCUAAACAUCAUAACCUUGUAUUUUGGGAUCUUCCGGGUGUAGGAACUCCAGAAUUCCCAAAGAGUAUUUAUUUACGCGCCAUUAAUUUUCAGAACUACGACUUUUUUAUUCUGGUCACGGCGACCAGAUUUAAAGAAAUCGACGCAUGGUUAGCGACGCAAAUUCGUCAUCUCCAAAAGAAGUUUUAUAUUAUAAAGUCCAAAAUAGACUUCGAUGUCGAAAACGAUUUAAAAGAGUUUCGUGGAGGGGUGACAAAGGCUGAUAUCGUGGCUUGCAUUCGACGAAAUACAACUACAGAGCUUACGAAUAUGGGCUUAAAAAACCCAAAACUGUAUCUUGUCAACAACAAAAACAUCAAUGAGUAUGAUUUCAAAGAACUCAUAACACAGCUAAAAAAUGACAUACCAGUUCUAAAAAAAGAAAAACUGAUAUUGGCUAUGUUAUCUUAAGCAAGAACAAUCCUGGAUGAAUAGCAAAAAUUGCUGUAACAGCGAGCAUUGCAAACAGCAAUUAAAGCAUCAAUGGGAAAUGUAAUACCAGAUCUAAUGGUAAUGCCAAGAUCAGUUCCAAAAGAGUGUUAUACAGUAUUAACUACGGCGUUUUAUUUUUAUGUCGAUAUUGACGAAAUGUUGAGCGAGGUGAAGUUUUAUCAAACGCAGUUCGGAAUUAAUGACGAAUCUUAAAAUAUAAUUUCGGGGAGGAUUAUUAUAACUUUUGAGGACUUACUUCAGAAACUAAAUCUUGCCUCUACAUCGAUUAUUGAAUCAUAUGAUUCAUUCGUGUUGUUUCUCCAUAUGUGUAAACAAACGUAUAAUCCAGAAAAGCUUUAGAGGUAUUGCAAACGUCUGGUAACACCCAUUGCUGCCAUUCGUUUCUGCUUAUUUGUUCAGCGUCAAAUACUAAAUAUGUGUUACGACGAGUUAAUAAUUAUUUCCGCGCAGUAAAACAUUCUAAGAGCAAAAUCAUGUCAAAGCUUGAAGAAGAGGAAUAUGGCUUAAAGAAAUAGUUAGAUUAAAAAUGCCCGACUAGUUAGUUCCCGCUUUGUAUCCGACUUUUGUGUUGAUUUUUUAUGUAUUGGUCUUAUCAUUUUCUUAUUGCGCUUAUUGUUCUUAUAAGACGAAGUGGAUCAAUGCUGUAUUUUUCGCGUCAUUAUCGGAAAAGUUGUUAGUCAUGUUUAGAAUAAGGUACAACAAACACCUUUAAACAUGUACGACACAUUUAAAGUAUUUUCUGUUCGUUGAUUUCUUCUUCAUAAUUAUUCUAAGUUGAUUUCACUAAUUCAAUAGUUUCUACAUAUAAUUAGUCGUUAAUUCUCGAGGCAAGACGGGAUUGGUUAUGGGUGUGUCUGUUAUUUACCCGUGUGUCUGUUCGUAAAUUUUCGUUUUCACUACCUUCCAUUGAAGGAUGUUCAUAAAACUGUAAAAAUUUUAAGGUGACAAUAAGUCAAUCCUUUAAGCCACUUCGCUAAGACUUAAGGCCUCUGCCAUAAAUAAAACACAUUUACUAGUAUUACCCCCUCAAGUGGUUGAUCACAGAUGAUAAUUGUAUGGUGGCCUCAUAUUUGAAUAGCAUGUAUAUUUAGCCGAACGAGCUUAUGUAGCACACAUCGUCACAUGGUCAUUUAUCAUGCAAGUCAUUGUAUGUUAAAACAGUUGUACUUUUAUUUCAGUAUGCGAUUGACAUGAAUGGUUAUCAUAUGGUAAUGUGUGCUGAAAAACAUAAAACGCUUAUUGAAUUUAGUAUAUUAAGUAUAAAAUUGUUCAAUUAACAAUGCAUACUUAAGUACAAAUAAUUGGACAAACAAUGUAUUGUUCUGUUAAAAGUGUAAAACUAUAUAACAAAUAAGGGAUUUGUUAUAAAAUAUAAACACUUGUUUAAAUUUACAUAAUUAAUUGUAUUACUCCUAAAAAGUAUUAUUUUGCAGCAUUUAACUAAAAUGGAUUACUAUAAAUUGUUCAUUACAAAGUGUAUGAUUCAAAUAAAUAAUUUGUUUCUAUAAUAUGUAAUGUCAUAGUGAAUAUGCAAUUGUGCAUCUGAAGUAUCAGAGUUUGCUGAUUUUGUAACUGAGAACAACUAACCUUAUGAACUAGUAAAUUAUAUUUCUUACAAAAAAAAAUUAUGAAGUAAAUUAUGAAUACUGCGAUUAUGCUAAUCAGCAAAUGUUCACCGUGCCAAUGAAUGCAUUUUUUAUAACCAUGAACUGUGGUCAAAACUGACCACGCCCAGCGGCUACAUGAUUCAUAUAGACUUAAAUAAUAAAUGACAAAUGCGCCAUAUCAGAAACCGCAAGGUUCAGAGGUUAAAUAUUUGGUGUGUAUUAAAGUAUAGUGUUUGUUCUUAAACUGUUUAUGCCCCUUUGGUAAAAACUGGCCAUGCCCAAGUAGUCACAUGAUACGAAUAGACUUAUACAUUAAAAAAAACCUCUUUGAUGAUUGGCUAUGGUAAUUGAAAAUUUUUUUUCUACCAUAUAUUUCAUGUCCAAACGAUACGAUGUCCAUAGAGUUGCUAUUUAUGCUCUUAAAUACGUGUGUAUAUACAUAUGAUAUAAAAUAUCUUUAUUACGAUUCAUAUGAAUUAUUUAUUAGCUUUACAGAAAAGCACGAGUACAAGAGUACAAUUGCUGUUUCAGAAUGAAGAUUGGUGAAACUUGUACUUGUUCUUUGUGUUCUCGUUUACGAUGGCUAGCAUAUAUUUUUAUUUAUUUAUGUGAAGAUGAGUUGAUAUUGAUUAUUCUGAUUGUUUGGAAAUUGCUUUGUCAAAAUAAAUGCAAUCAUAUA